Molecule: messenger RNA, 6078 nt
Organism: Varroa destructor (honeybee mite)
Lineage: Eukaryota; Metazoa; Arthropoda; Arachnida; Mesostigmata; Varroidae
Biological process (GO): cell fate specification; heart development; regulation of transcription by RNA polymerase II
Cellular component (GO): chromatin; nucleus
Molecular function (GO): DNA-binding transcription factor activity, RNA polymerase II-specific; RNA polymerase II cis-regulatory region sequence-specific DNA binding
Source: RefSeq, a predicted model, not a curated record
GCGCGCAGCGCUGCCUCCGUACGUCCGUCUGUCCGUGCGUGCGUGCGUUUCCUCUGGCCGGCUAGCAGGACAGAUAGGCACACUAUAGCUGGCAGUUAGCUAGUCACUAGCGAUCGUUCUGUUGUUGAAUGGAAUAUAGCAAUCGGUGGCAAUUGUCGUGAAGGAACUAGUGAGUGGACCGAGUGUGACGGGAAUUACGACUAACGGAGUAGUCACAGCAAAGCUACCAUUGUCCGCCUGUUGAAGUGAUCUCUUAACUGCGUUUCGCUGUUGCUGCUGCUGCUGUUGUUGUUGUUGUUGCUGUUGUUGACUAACGGACAUACAAAUGGACAGACUCACUGACACUGACCGCAGUACCAAACAACUAUCCCAUAGUUAGUUACUUCGCUGUCCGUUAAACGCACCCAACAACUGCCGACUGUGAGUUGGAACAAGUUGAAAAAGAGGAUCCAAAGCGAGAGCCGUCCGUUCUCCAGUGGACCGGCAGCAGCAGCUGUUGCUGCUGGCGAACACAACAGCACCAAUUGGAAUAGCACCAGCGGCCGCGAGUACCCGGCAGCGCGGACGCUCCGCGCACUCUCCGCAGAGUACAGUCAAUGCUGGCACAGGCAGACAGGCAGUUCAUCGACUCCCUAAGCAAAGACAACACUGGAGAGCAGUUAAGGCAGAAAAAACGACGUUCGAUGCUAACUGAGACGACGAGUCGGCGUCGCGUCAUUUUCACCAGCUGCUGCUGCUGCUGCCGCCGCCGCCGCCGCCGACACCUUCGUUGUUGUUGUGGUGUCGUUUCAGAAGGUUCCAUGUGCACCAACGGAAAGAGCGUACAAUAUGAGUGAAGGCGGUUACUGCUGGAAUAACAGUAAAGCCGUAGAUCACGGCGGCAGUGUCAGUGCCUGAUGCGAACAGUAGACACUUGGAAGAAUGAAUAACAGCACAAGUGUCAGUGAAUGCGGUACGCAAUUAUCCUUUUAAACACUCAUUAGGACGCCUGUACGUUUCGUAGCGGCGUGAAAAAAUAGCACAAAUUUCAUGACUGGGUGACGCCAGCUGUUUGACGAGCUUGUACCACAACCGCUGCCAUCAUACGACUACCAUUACUAUCGGCGACCAGCAAAACAGGCCACGCGACGAUCUUCCCAACCUGGUGUCCUUAUUCCAAGGUGUUAACGAUUUUGUCGUUGAAAGUGAUUGUGCUAAUAACAAUAAUGGUCGACAAUUCGCAGUGACGCCAGAAACAAAGAAUUUUUCCAAAGAACAAAGAUCGCCCGGUGCUGUUGCAAGUGGCAUUCUUUGAGGGAGCUGUUGAUAAAGGUGUUUUGUCGCCGCUGCCGCCGCCGCUGCGCGGAAUGAAACAAUGUAAACGUGAGAUAAAAAAAAACAAAGCGAAUUGGCUUGUCUUUCCUAAGAGCGAGGGGUUUUUGUAGGCAACCAGCGUCGACAUCUUUCCUAGUUUCUACGAAAGCAAAAGAAGCGUGCAGCAAAGUCUUCUACGGCAACAAUAACCAUUAGAAAGCCAAGAGCAAGUGCUGAAAUAGGCGCGCGGAACGCGGAGUGCCAAACGCGGACGGAUUAUCCAUCCAUUAUUAUUCGAUCUCACGGUACACGCCGUGUCUGUAUGGGCUGUUGUGAACCGAUAUAGGGACGCGCACACGUGAACGUAAAGAGAGAUAGAGAGGGAGAGAGAGAGAGAGAAAAAGGAAGCAAGUUCGGCAUCACUCAGACGCUCUGUGUGAGGACACGCAGCGGCAGAAAGCUUCGUGCUUUGUUGUUCAGUAACGCUAUUAAUCAAAGGAGUUAAAUUGAAAAGCAGAUUUGUACUGCAGCAAUAUAGUUCGCUUGUUUGCCUAUUCAAUCAGUCGUUGUUGUUUUCAUUGUUACAACAAAGCGUCGUUGAGCAGUACGGCCGUCAUUAUGGCCAUCGUAGCUGGUAGCUUGUAAGCCAUCGUUUCUGUUGGGUGUUUCUUUUCACUCGUGAUAUUUCGUCAUCGACGUUGUCCAUAGCCGGUAUUAGUGGUGAUAACAGUGCCAACGUUCUGUGGCUUUGGUUUUUGUAGCACUUUCUCCGCCUCACUCACUCGGCCACCAAUAGCACAUACUCUUAUCUUUCGUUAACAACGACGACAACUUCCGCCGCGAUUACUUUCUCCCCUUUUCCAACGGACUCGUAUCAUGUGAGUCGUACGAUAGGUAAUUUAUUAAUCGACUGACUAUUCAGCUGAAGACAAUUAUGAAAAAAGGGAAAGGAAGGUGCUACUGAUGGCAAAAGAGACAGCAAUCGCUCUUCAACUGUGGCAUUCACGAGUUCAUUUAAAUAGUGAAGACAAAGAAGCGGUAUUACCCUUGACCACUGGUAAUCGUCAGUAAGUGAUAUCGCGUCGAACACGAAACGGACACAGAGGGGUGCAACGGGUCAAAAGUGUAUGCGGGCAGCAUCGUUUGUGUUAGACAGAAGUGUGCUUAUUAUUGGGCGAUGUUGGAAGCGGACUCAAAUCCUUCCCCCAGUGUUCCGGGGGAAUCUCCAGGAAGCGGUUCAGUACCUAGCGCCUGUUCACCUACGUCACCUGCUGGAGGACCACCGCAAAGCUCAAGCCCCGCACACUCCUACAAUAGUAACACCCCAAACCAUUUGUCGGCUCGGGCCAAAGACUUCAGUAUCGACUCGUUGAUCCUACGAAGGCAGGAUUCGAGCGAACGCGACAGCACUAGCCCCUGUGACACCAAUAGGCCAACGAUUCCAGCUACAGCCUGUGGAAUGUUAGGUCUCAAGCGUCUCGUGCAACAUGGCCACGUCGGAGGUGACGGUUCGUCGUACAGACCGUCAGCAAAACAGCGGAAAAUGAGUGUCCCGUCAUCACCGUCACCGGAGCGUUCGCUGCUGCUGCACCCACAUAGCCAUCCGCACGGCCACUCUCAUGAGCCUGCUCAUGGCUCGCCAGGCCACUUGCGGUCAUCGGGGACGUCUUUACCAUCCUCAGCUCUGAACGGAGGAAAAUCCCGUAAAAUAUCGCCCGCUGUCAGAACGAGACUGGAUCAGGAAUUGCCGUCACUUCACGAGUCCAGCGAUGUAAGAGAGUCAAAGCAUCGUGAGCGCGAAUUCAGUAAAGAGCAGCGCGUUGGGGAGAACCCGCAGUGCUACCCGAGUUGCAACUCCGCCGAUCUCGAGAUGGUCGAAGUUCAUCUCGAGACCAAAGAGUUGUGGGAAAAAUUCCACAGUCUCGGCACGGAAAUGAUCAUCACCAAAACUGGUCGACGAAUGUUUCCGACCGUGCGGGUCUCCUUUACCGGUCUGCAUCCACAACAGCGAUACGCCGUUCUUAUGGACAUUGUUCCCUGCGACAACAAACGAUAUCGCUACGCCUAUCAUCGUUCGUGCUGGCUCGUAGCAGGAAAAGCCGAUCCGGCGUGCGCAAACGUCCUCUACCAACAUCCUGAUUCGCCUUAUCACGGAGACCAAUUGCGAAAACAGGUCGUGUCGUUUGAAAAGGUGAAAUUAACAAACAACGAGAUGGACAAACAGGGCCAUAUUGUUUUGAACUCCAUGCAUAAGUAUCAGCCGAGAAUACACCUGGUCAAGCUGCGGCCCGACUACUGCUAUGCAUCGAACCCACCCACGUUUAACAGCCUCGACAAGGAAGAAUACAAGAUGUUUGUCUUUCCAGAGACAACGUUCACCGCCGUCACUGCCUAUCAAAACCAACUAAUAACUAAAUUAAAAAUUGACUCGAACCCAUUCGCCAAAGGUUUCCGGGAUUCCUCUCGGCUAACCGAUCUGGAGGGCGAGUCCGUUGAAACUCUUUUACGCGAACACGCACUGAAACAUCUGAACACGCCUUUCGCCAGGGCGGUCAUUAAUGGAGAACUCCCGCCACCUACGCCCGAGCAACAACUGCUUGCUACAACCUCAGCUUUGGGUCGGAUGCCCACCUCCUCGGAGAUACUGCUUCUUCAGGCCGCCGCAGCCAAUUCACCCUGGGCCAAGUUAGCCGCCGCUGCUACCGUAGGCCAGACCAUUGGACAACAGCUACAGGCUCAAGCAGGCGCUGUAGCUGAACUUCACGCUCUUAUGCAGCAACAGCAACAACAAAGUCAGAAUCGCCAAAUGCUCGGAGGACCUGCUGGCGGAUUGCCUGCAGCUCUUUUAGCAGCUCAACAGAUGCAGUUCCUGCAGGCGUCGACAGCCGCUUCAGGAGUGGUUUCGCCCCGAAUGUUUACACCAUCACCUCCUGUAAUGCCGAAAUUCGUUCCGGGAAGUGUCGGAAACAUGUUUCUUCCGCGCCCACCGCCAGGACUAUUCGUAGGCCACUCACCACCACCACCACCGGCCUCUUUGUCGCCCCGUAGGACAUCACCAAACGAACGUGAAAACACUCGAAGUACAAGCAAUAGCAGUCCGCCCAUUGAUCCUGCGUCGUAGUUCUGACUCGACACUAACUAGGUUUAAUGGUUCGCUAUUUGGAUUAAAGUACAUCGCAUCUAUAGGUCAUAAUGGAUAACUUAAUAGAAUUAAACCGAGCAGAGGAGGCUAAGAAAAAAACAUAUGAUUUCGUGGAUGACCAACGCCACGCUGGUAAUCUUCCUAAAAUCAGUAUGAAACCGUUUCAAAUAGAUAAAUAAAGGCGAGAUGAAGAAGCGAUGCACGGAACGAAACGAAUACCACUACUAGCCUAUUACAUUUUUUUUGCAUAGCGCUCUUAUUUAUUACUCAAAAUGUUCACGCUGAUUGAACCUUGACGCGAAACACGCGCCUGUUACAAGUGCAGCCAAUCGGGUACAGACGUCGCAAAAGGCAAGCACCUCGGCAUCACAAACGAAGGCCGAUUUGUUUGAUACACCGGUGCCUAUCGAUGCAAUAUUAUAUAUAUAGAUCUAACUGAUCUGUUCUGAUAGUUCGUCCCAACGAUACUAUUAGACACAUAGACGUUUUACGUGUCGUGGUUACAGCCUUGGUUAUCGUUUCUGAUGGUGCAUUUGUGAAAGGCAUAAUCAGAGCAAGGGCAGUGGACCUCACAAGUUUCUAAUAUAAGUAUACGACGUUUCUGAGGGACGAAUUUGAUCGAUCAGAGGAUACCUUGUCGAAUAGAAAGAUUAGGCUAUAUUUUCAACUCGACAGUUUUUGUCUGCAGCUUCACACGUCGGGUUGUUCAUACACGUUAGUAACAUUAACAAUCUACGAAUAAUGAAAAAUGUAGACUGUUUAUUAAGAGGAUUCUAUACAAAUGCAAGGGUUGGGCACGGCGGCAACAACCAUAAACGAGAUAAUUCCUCAACGUAUAAACUUAUCACCAUGUACUGUCAGAGGCACCUUCCUCUAUAAUCUAUCAUUACUAUGUGAAAGUAUACAACGAACUAGGAGUCUUCAGGCCCGUUUCUUCCAGGGACCAUAAAAUAUUUGUAUCAUAGGACAAUUACGAGCCGAUGACCUCUUAUUCAGUCGGUGUCCUUAUUCAAAGCCCACCUAUAUCCACUACGAAACAUCGAAUAGAAAUGCAUGUACCAUUGAUGCUGACAGUCACACUCGUCUUAGCCUGAUACUACUGCAUUUGACCAGAAUGAAAGCUGUACAAUAUAUCGUAACAAAAAAAAAAUAGAGGAAGCCGUACAGUGGGGCUACAUUUUGGAGUGGCCAAAAUGUGUGGUUAGCCAUUCCGUACGCCUUGCAUAGACGCUACGAGUCUGAUAUGCGAGAUGUGCAGCGCGACCCCCAUCACGACAAUAAUAAACAAAUGCCUGAUGAUCGAUGUACAUACACUCUGUGCAAUAGUACAGGUAAUUACACUCAUACUUCAACGCUAUGUAAUAGAAUUCUGAGCAAAGAUGAACGGCCACCACGUGUGUGUGGUGAAACGCAACAGAAAAUUCAAAAAUUGGGAAAGAAUGCUUUUAUUGAGACAACGUGAGGAUUCUGGACAGGUAGAGUCAGUUACGGUUCGUCAAUGAUUUACUAUGGGGUUAGUAGUGUUACUUCGCAAAGCAGAAUUAAAGACGUCCAAACUUGAAGAUCUAUAUUUAUUAGAAGCUCUAUUGCACUUUACCUAAUUCCUAAAGGCGGACAAAUCUGACUGUAUGCAGUAAAAAAAA